CUAACUGUCAUCAUAUUUUAAUACCAACCUAAUAAAUAUAAAUAAAUAUUAUGUGUGCAUAUAUAAAUAGUGCUUACCUUCAACCUGAAAUAAUUAUGAUUAAAAAAGAGGAUUCGGAAUCUUUUGAUGCAAAUCGAUUUCAACAACUUCGAAAUAGUAUUGAAACUUAUAAUCAUACACCGCCCACUCCUCCCGAACCAACACCGCCUAAGCAAAAUUUACCAGUGUUGAAGUUAUUUCAUUGUAGUACAUGCAGUAAAAGUUUUGCAACGAAUGAAGGUUUAAAACAGCAUCAAAGAAUUCAUACAAAUGAAAAACUAUUUGAAUGUAAUAUUUGCCAAAAAUCAUUUUCAGUAUCCGCAAAUUUAAAACAUCAUGAACGUAUUCAUACGGGAGAACGUCCCUAUAAAUGUAAUGUCUGUGAAAAAAGUUUUUCCCAGAUGAACUAUUUAAAAACUCAUGAACGGAUCCACACUGGUGAUAAACCAUUCGCUUGUAACGAAUGUGGAAAAUCAUUUUUAAAUGCAACAAAUUUAAAACAUCAUAUUCGUGUCCAUACCGGUGAAAAACCGUAUCAAUGUAAUGUGUGCUACAAAAUAUUUUCAGUUGCCGCAAAUCUAAAACAUCAUAUUCGUACCCAUACCGGCGAAAAACCGUAUAAAUGUAACUACUGUACAAAAGCAUUUUCGGUGGCAGCAAACUUAAAAUUACAUGAACGAACCCAUACUGGUGAAAAACCGUAUCAGUGUACGAUAUGUAAUAAAACGUUUUCAGUUGCUGCGAAUUUAAAAUUGCAUGCACGAGUACAUACUGGGGAAAAACCAUUUCAAUGUACAACCUGUAAUAAAACGUUUGCUGUAUCAGCAAAUUUAAAAUUACAUGCACGAGUACAUACUGGAGAGAAACCGUUUACGUGUAAUGUUUGUAGUAAAACGUUUGCAACGUCGGCGAAUUUAAAAUUGCAUGGGAAAACGCAUCAACCAAGUGAAAGUAAAAUACCUCCCCCGACUUCUGCGUUUCAGCCUACUUUGAUUGGACAUACACCGUAUUUUUAAAAACAAAAAUAUGUUUAUCAUAAAAGUUAAAAUUGUUUAUGCAAUAUCUUUUCUAUUAUUGAGUAAUUAAUUAGUUAUUAAGAAUGUUAUACAGGAGAUUCUAAAUUUAUGCGAAAAAUUUAUAAACUUAUUAUUUGAAUAAUUUCUAUUUAAUUAAUAACAGCAAUUAGAUUAUUUUAGAUUCCUUAAUAAGGGUUAGAUUUUCUCCCGAGAAGUUUAUAAAAGUUGUACAGACAGAAAUAUAAAAAAAAAAACUUAAUUUUAACCCUUGCUAUUCUAAGUUAAGUUUGAUUGCUUCUGAAAUACAGAAAUAAGAAUAAACCAAGAAAAGGAGAUUUAAUUAGCAUCACGAUUCUCCAAAGCCCUAUCUCCAUAUUUCUUAACGCGCUUCUCUUUUCCUCAAAUUACCAAAAAAUCACCUUUUUUUUUUUGUUACAUCGAUUCGGGUUGGCAAAUGGUUAUCAGAUUAGCCCCAUUUAUGCAUUUUAAAGUUGCCAUUGCAGUAGAGAAUUGCUAUUAUAAAAUGCAUUGAUUUAUUUUUCUUUCUGUUUGUCAAAAUCCAUAAAAACGUUUACAGCGGUUUCCCAUAAAUAAAUAAAAUUUUACACUGGAAUUGAACACACUAUCCACAAUUGGGAAUGAGGAAAUCAAGUUACAAAAAACCAUUCUCUGUUUAAUAA
Molecule: messenger RNA, 1735 nt
Organism: Chrysoperla carnea
Lineage: Eukaryota; Metazoa; Arthropoda; Insecta; Neuroptera; Chrysopidae
Product: zinc finger protein 239-like
Exons: 1
Coding region: 51-1055 (334 amino acids)
Biological process (GO): regulation of transcription by RNA polymerase II
Molecular function (GO): DNA-binding transcription factor activity; RNA polymerase II cis-regulatory region sequence-specific DNA binding
Source: RefSeq, a predicted model, not a curated record